CAGGUCCGCCAUAUUGUCUGCUUAAGCUGCCGCUGAAGCUGCCGCCGCUGCCGCCGCCAAAUAGGAGCGAGCGGAGCCGCGAUGGAGACCAUGGCGAGCCCAGGGAAAGACAAUUAUCGAAUGAAAAGCUAUAAGAAUAAUGCCCUAAACCCUGAAGAAAUGAGACGAAGAAGAGAAGAGGAGGGCAUUCAGCUCCGGAAACAGAAACGGGAGCAACAACUUUUUAAACGGAGAAAUGUGGAGUUGAUUAAUGAAGAAGCUGCCAUGUUCGAUAGUCUCCUCAUGGAUUCCUAUGUGAGCUCUACCACUGGGGAGAGUGUAAUCACAAGAGAGAUGGUGGAGAUGCUCUUUUCUGAUGAUUCUGACCUGCAAUUAGCAACCACACAGAAAUUCCGGAAACUGCUCUCCAAAGAGCCUAGUCCUCCAAUUGAUGAAGUCAUCAACACUCCAGGAGUCGUGGAUCGGUUUGUGGAGUUUCUGAAGAGGAAUGAGAAUUGUACAUUACAGUUUGAAGCUGCCUGGGCACUAACAAACAUUGCCUCUGGAACCUCCCAGCAGACCAAAAUUGUCAUUGAAGCAGGGGCUGUCCCCAUUUUUAUAGAGCUGCUUAACUCAGAUUUUGAAGAUGUACAGGAACAGGCAGUCUGGGCACUGGGAAACAUAGCUGGAGACAGCUCCGUUUGCCGAGAUUACGUCUUGAAUUGUUCCAUCCUUAAUCCUUUGUUAACACUCCUUACCAAGUCCACACGACUGACAAUGACACGGAAUGCAGUCUGGGCCCUGUCAAACCUCUGCCGAGGGAAGAACCCGCCCCCAGAAUUUGCAAAGGUCUCCCCUUGUUUGCCUGUGCUGUCUCGCCUACUCUUCAGCAGCGACUCAGACCUGCUGGCAGAUGCUUGCUGGGCCCUUUCUUAUCUCUCCGAUGGCCCCAAUGAAAAGAUACAGGCGGUCAUAGACUCUGGAGUCUGCCGGAGAUUGGUAGAGCUUCUAAUGCACAAUGAUUACAAAGUGGCUUCUCCUGCCCUGAGAGCCGUAGGUAACAUCGUCACCGGAGAUGACAUCCAGACCCAGGUCAUUCUUAACUGUUCUGCCCUCCCUUGCCUCUUACAUUUGCUGAGUAGCCCAAAGGAGUCAAUCCGGAAGGAAGCUUGCUGGACCAUUUCAAAUAUCACUGCUGGCAACAGGGCUCAAAUACAGGCUGUCAUAGAUGCAAACAUCUUUCCUGUAUUGAUUGAAAUUCUUCAGAAAGCAGAGUUCCGUACAAGGAAAGAGGCAGCAUGGGCCAUCACUAAUGCCACUUCAGGAGGAACCCCUGAGCAGAUCAGGUACCUGGUCUCACUGGGCUGCAUCAAACCCCUCUGUGACUUGCUGACUGUGAUGGAUUCAAAGAUUGUGCAAGUGGCCCUCAAUGGACUGGAGAACAUCCUUCGACUUGGAGAACAAGAGGGCAAGCGCAGUGGCUCAGGGGUCAAUCCCUACUGUGGCCUCAUUGAGGAAGCCUAUGGCUUGGAUAAAAUUGAGUUUCUCCAGAGCCAUGAGAACCAGGAAAUCUACCAGAAGGCCUUUGACCUCAUUGAGCACUAUUUUGGCGUAGAAGAUGAUGAUAGCAGCCUGGCUCCCCAAGUGGAUGAAACGCAACAGCAAUUCAUCUUCCAGCAGCCCGAGGCCCCUAUGGAGGGCUUCCAGCUAUAAUGUCUGCCUUCGGGGAGGGGAAGGGGAUGGGAAGCACCACCAACCAGCGGAAAAGCAGCCCUCUGGUGGGCGGGAAAGCAGCCCCCCACCAUCAGCCGCCACACACCUCUGCUGCCCUGGAGACUGUGCUCUUGACCUGCUCCGCCCCCUUCCCUGGAGGGAGCACCCUCUGGACAGACAGAACCAUCUGAGGCUCACAUUUGGGUUUUGUGACAAGAAGGGGACGUGUUGGGUUUUUCUUCCUUACACUAUAUUUUGGCUGCACACAUGUCUUUAACCCAGGAGCCCAGGGGUAGAUAAAGGAGGACUGAGGUAAUCAAUUUUGCACCUUUUUUUAUUUUUAUUUUUUUCUUUAGUGGUGACUUCCUUCCCUUUUAUCUUUCUUCAUCCUUCCCAGUCCUCUGCCCUGAUCUGUGUAACUCUUAUCUUGGGUACUUGAGCAGAUGGAAUAUUCCAGAGGUGGGGGUGGGGGGUGGGAGAGGAGGGGAGAAAUCCAAAACCAAGUGUUCUUGCUCUGACAGAAUAUUAAUCUUGUAUGCUUGGAUUGAGUUAUUUAAGUUUUUUUCUUUUGCACAUUUUUCUUGUAUUAAGAUUGCUCUUUCCAAGAGCCAUGAGUUCCUGGUUUUAGGAAUCCCAACUGCCAGCAUUGUCUGGGACGAGAGGCUGAGGAGGGAGGUUACCAUGAGACAAAGACCUCUUCCUCUAACCCCUUGCCCAGACCUCUCUAGUUUGGGAGAGCCCCCUCUCUCUCCUGGAGCAAGGAUACCAGUGGGAGUGGAGGGGAGGAGCACAGGCCUCAGACAGGGCUUCCCAUGUGUCGCUACUGAUCCAAUGUUUCCUACCCACCUUCCAAUGGUGCGACCCAGCUUCAUUUGUUUACUUGAAAAUUCCCCCUCAGAGUUGAAUGAAUCUCUGAGGUAGCUGUAUUUUCUCCUAAGCAUGAGACAGGGGGUGUGGUCCUUCCUUUCUCCUGAGGAGAAAGUCCUUGCUCUGGUGACCCAUAAGUUACAGAGGAGGUUGGAGUGAGAGUGUCAUGUAUUUGGAUAGCCAGGGAUCCCUGUCUUUGGCCUUUCUUCUUCCUCUUCCAUAGCUGGAUCAUGUAUAUUUUACUUCCAAAGGAGAGAAUGUCAAAAAGUUCUGUAUUUUUUUAUAUUCUAUAUAUUAGGUAGGUCAAUCUUGAUUGGUCUUAAGAGGAAGAACUGUCUGUAAUUUCUGUGAGUAGGAUACUGUGAGGAAGACCAAAAAGAGAUGUGGAAGCUCCCUUGCUCAGAAGGUCUGAGCUUGGUCUUUUUCUUCUCUGCUGUAUUCUGGGCUACCACCUGGGACCAACCCUUGGCUCUGGAACCUUCAUAUAGCAGGCCACCUUGGUCUGAAGGGAGCAAGGAUGGCCCCAGGGCCUGGUGAAGUCUACCACUCUAAUCCUUACUGCUGAGCAUCUUGCUUACAUCAGAAACCCAGAAAGCUGUCUGCCUUCUCCCCUUCAGUCUCAAAGAUCCUCGUCCACUUAAAUUAGCACUCACUGCUGUCUCUCCUGUUAUCUCAGAAAGUUUGCAGCUUCAGUACUUUCAUGAGACUUCCUGAUACCUUCCCUGUUUUGGGACCCUUGCAUCUGGUUUGGGUCUUGCCCCUUCUUGUGACAAUUAUAAUCCUAAUGCCUUUCCUUUCUCUUUGAGUAAAACUAGUAUGGUGCCUCAGUGGCUUGCCUAUGCUUCCGUGCUUUACGUAUGACAGUGGAGUCCAGUGUGGGGAGGAAUGAGGUGGAGAAAGUUGUCAGGUAAGCGUAGACCAACUGUGUUGCUGAAGGCACGAUAGGGUCAGCUGCUGCCUCCCCGUGUGGUCCAUCAGUGGUGUCCUCCCAAGCUGUACUUUUCCUUCCCCAGAAACGUGCUAUGCUUGCUUCCACUCCUGUACAUCCCUUCUGGCUCAGGUAAAAUAUAUGUCUCUCUGCUUACAGAUCUAUAGUUCAGGUGCUCACGGUCAGCCAUGGGUCUUGAUUUACCCUGUCCUAGUGUUGAGCUCCACCUCUAGAGCCAUUUUCUGAGGAAGGUAGUUUGGGGCUAGUGAUUGUCACCGAGAAGUCACACCAAUGCUGUGCCACCUCAGUGAGUCGAUGCCAUUAUUGGGCAUGGCGAUGCUCUACCAGUCCCAAAGCAGGCAAGGGCCAUUUUCACUUGGCCUGCUGACUCCAUUACAGAAUUCUUUCCCUGCACUUCAAAGAAAAGUCCCCUCACACUCUUGUUGCAGAGCAUUUUAAAGGGCAGAGCAUCUGCUUUGUACGUCUCAAGCAGUAGUUAAGUCCGUGACGUUGGGGCUGAAUUCUUAUUGUGAGACAUCCUGCUUUUCCACCUGUUCCUGCAAAAUCUACUUCCACUUCAGAUCUGGGCCCUAUACCAGAUUGAAGUUUUGUGUUUGUUUUUUUAUUAUGUUGACAUCUGGCUGCUACUUACAGUCAGUUUUCUCCAAGGACUUCAAAGGCUGAAAUAGUCCAGGGCACGAUCUGAGGACAGAUUUCUCAUCAGAAGAAAAUGGAGCUUUCCUUUGCUAGUGUCUUCCCCAGACCAUGUUUUCCACUAUCUUCCUCUAACUCCCUUUCAGUCAAUAGGUGAAAUUCUUGCAGCCCAUAGAGGCUGUAGCUUCAAUAUGUGUCUUCUCUCCUUUGGCCAUCUUGGGAAGCAAAAUGUUACUUUUUCCCCAAGUUUGCCAGCCAAGCAGCCCCCUACCUGGACUUCAGAUCUUGGUCUUGGUGAGUUCAACGACUUCCUGGCAAAUUUCUGGAUGGAUAUUACAGGGAUGGAGGGACUCCCCAGCAUGCUGUAGAGAAUAGUCUGAUGAUACAUGUUUUUGGAUUCUCCGGAUGUUGGCACAUGACUGGGUAUUCAUUUUAAGGUCUUUUGUUAGAGGUAGGGGUAUCUAGGUUUGGAUUUAGGGGCAAGGCCUUUUUCUUAAAGUGUUCAGACUAUGUUGAACAGUGCCAGCUGUUCUUUAUUGCCAACCCUCUGGGAUUCCCACCCUCAAAUAACCUUCUGUAAUACUAACAGGGUCUCUGGCCUCAGAAGCCUGUCUUCAGUUCCCAGCUCUCCGGUGAUUUCAACCUUUCGUUAGAACCUCAUGGGUUCCACCCUCAGUUGGCCAUCAUGGUUACUUGGAAUAGUGGGUACAAAUGACCCUUCCAAGGAACAGUUGUUGAUGACCUCAGCUUUCAGGGACCCUUGGUGUUUCCCCUUACCUCGAAUCCUUAGAUCCGCUCCUAUUUUCUUUGCACUGGGAUCCACCUUUCUGGACCCUUAUUUUGGGUUGCUGAACCACACAUUAUAGCUGCUACCAUACUUAGUCAUAUAAGAAUGAAAGAAGGCUCUCAAGCACUGCUUUCUGUUUCUCUCCAGCCAGACCAAUUUAAAAUGAACACUCUCCAGUAGCAUGAAUUGGAUUUCCUCUUUUUUGUUUUGUUUUGUUCCCAGUUUGUAGCAAACUAGAAGGAAAGUAGAUGGAAGCAGUACUUCCCUUCUCAUCCUACGUAUGUUCCUCAUUGAAGGCCUUGGCUCAUUUGUUCUUCCCUAGACUCACUCAGCUAGGUAUUGUGGCUGCUCCUCAAUAGUCAUCGUGUGGCCUCAGAUUCUGGAUUCUCAGUUUUAAGACUGAGAGCCAGAUUCUCCAGGUUCCUGCAGGCACUACAGGGACCUAGUAGGGAGAAACGACCUAGUAGUGGAGGCCUCAGGAAUGUGUGCCUGUUUGCCCCCACUGCAGGCUGGAGGAGGGUAUAAGGCUCAGGACACUGAUCAUAGGAAAUUCUUAUAAACAGAAGCAGCAUCUUCCAGUUAGAACCACCCUAGAAGUGAGUGUGAGACUGAGAAAUUGCUCAGAGUAGGGUUCUUCCACAGCUGUUUCGGGAUAACACAUUCUAGUUCAAUCUUAUCCAGUAUUUUUUCUGCAUUUUAACUUUUAGAAUAUUUUAUUAAGCCAGCAAGCUAAGAAUAUGGCCCUGCAGGGACACAUGUGGUAGUCACUAGCUGCUCUUUCACCCAAAGGUCUUCAUAAGUCAUCAGUCAUCCCACUUUUCUGUCUUCUAGCACCACCCCCAGUUGAUGGCAAGGGAACAAUUUGAGGUCAGUACCAACCAAGUCAUUGAAUUAAAGCUGUUAUUUUUCCUCUAAGAGGGCAUUUUCCAUCAGGCCUGUGCUAUGUGUAGAACCAAAACUAAGUGUGAAGAGGCAACGUUCAGUUUUGGGCCCAGAACACCCCAGGAGAAAGAUUUGUAUAAUGUGCUUUAAAGGUCUUCAGUUGAUUUGGGCCUUACCUCACUUUGGGGGUCCACAUUAGCACAUACCUGAACCCCUCUGCUAAACACUAGCCCUAGUUAUGUCAGAUUUUCACUGCCUUGCAGUGAAGAAAGGUCAAAUCUCAGAGCCUGAACCUGGCUGGAAACCUGUCAUUCAGAAAUAAUCCUGUAUGCGGACCCUUAGGCCUUUGGGUAUUGGCUUUUUUGGCUAUCUUUUGUGGGAACUGUGUGAACAAUGAAAGAAGCCAAGGGGUAUGGAUCCCAGCCACACAAGAUAGAUUGAAUGUUCCUCAAGAACAGCUUGGAUUCUCAGCUAUAAACCCUAGGAAGGUGAAUCAAACUCUUUCCUGACUGGUUUUUCUUUUCAAAUUCAUUUGCCUUUAGUUUUCCAAGAACUAUAAACUCUGGCUCUUUUCCGUGUUCUCAGGGCCCCUGGGUAGACAGACAAAGCUUGAUGAUUUCAGAGCAGACAUAGGCCAAGAAACCGUGGCAUUGAGUGUGCUGAGUCCAGACAAAUGAUAUUUAUAUACACAUCCAAAUUUGAAGAGAAAGUGUAUUUCUUUAGGUUUUAAACACUGUAAUAGAUAAUAAAGCAAAAAUAAAAACAUGUUGCAAAGUUCUAAAUCGUCUUUU
Molecule: messenger RNA, 6601 nt
Organism: Talpa occidentalis (Iberian mole)
Lineage: Eukaryota; Metazoa; Chordata; Mammalia; Eulipotyphla; Talpidae
Gene: KPNA6
Product: karyopherin subunit alpha 6
Exons: 14
Coding region: 82-1692 (536 amino acids)
Biological process (GO): NLS-bearing protein import into nucleus
Cellular component (GO): cytoplasm; nucleoplasm; nucleus
Molecular function (GO): protein binding; nuclear import signal receptor activity
Source: RefSeq, a predicted model, not a curated record